Messenger RNA from Vitis vinifera (wine grape), 1185 nucleotides. RefSeq names its product receptor-like protein 33. The record is from RefSeq and is a predicted model, not a curated record. Gene Ontology annotation, molecular function: protein binding. The transcript is spliced from 2 exons. Bases 1 to 1185 code for a protein of 394 amino acids. NCBI's taxonomy places the organism in Eukaryota, Viridiplantae, Streptophyta, Magnoliopsida, Vitales, Vitaceae.
AUGGCAAGUAGGAAAACCACCAUUCCACUCCUUAUUCUUUUGCUUUCUCUGUUUUUGAAGUUUCUCAUGGUUGAAGCUCUUACAAUCAAUUCUAAUGACAGUGAUCUCAACAUGGCUUGCAUUGAGGUAGAGCGGAAAGCGCUUCCUGAAUUUAAACAUGGUCUGAAAGAUCCUUCAGGUAGGCUUUCUUCCUGGGUUGGUGCUGUUUGCUGCAAGUGGAGAGGUGUGGAUUGCAACAACCAAACAGGAAAUGUUGUCAAGGUUUUCGGGCGAGACACCCAAAUGGAUUGGAGAAAAAAUGUCAUCAUUGAGGCAACUUCGUUUACGAGGCAACAUGUUGAUAGGAGAUAUUCUGAACAACUGUGUGGGCUUUCUUAUCUCCACAUUUUGGAUCUUGCGCUUAACAAUUUAUCAGGAUCCAUCCCACAAUGCUUAGGCAAUUUGACUGCUUUACGUUCUGUGACCUUAUUAGACAUCGAAUUUGAUGACAACCCCGGGAGUCAUUUUGCCUAUUCAGAGCGCAUGGAGCUAGUUGUGAAGGGACAAGACAUGGAAUUUGAUAGCAUACUGUCAAUUGUGAAUUUGAUUGAUCUUUCUAGCAAUAACAUUUGGGGAGAGAUCCCAGAAGAGAUCACAAAUCUCUCGACCCUGGGUACCUUGAAUUUGUCCCAAAACCAAUUGAUUGGAAAGAUACCUGAGAAGAUCGGAACCAUGCAAGGGCUAGAAACUCUUGACCUCUCAUGCAACUGCCUUUCAGGUCCAAUUCCUCCAAGCAUGUCUUCUAUAACCUCAUUGAACCAUUUGAACCUAUCACAUAACCUCCUGUCAGGACCAAUUCCAACAACCAACCAGUUCUCGACAUUCAAUGAUCCAUCCAUUUAUGAGGCGAACCUGGGACUUUGUGGGCCUCCAUUGUCAACCAACUGCUCCACUCUAAAUGAUCAAGAUCACACAGAUGAGGAGGAAGAUGAAGAUGAAUGGGACCUGUCAUGGUUCUUCAUAAGCAUGGGAUUGGGCUUUCCGGUGGGAUUUUGGGCUGUAUGUGGCAGUUUGGCUCUAAAGAAGUCUUGGAGGCAGGCUUAUUUCCGGUUCAUUGAUGAAACCAGAGAUAGGUUAUAUGUCUUCGCUGCAGUGAAUGUGGCUCGUCUGAAAAGGAAGAUGGAAACAGAUGGAGUUCAUGGCUGA